UUACAGAUCUGUUAGCAGGGAAAGGACAAGAUUUUUUUCAGUCAUUUGAUAAAGACUGUCCUUAAGUCAUGUUAUAGUUGGGUAAAAUCCAGGACUAUUGUACUUAAUGAAAUCUUCUUUAAAUUCAUUCUGAAACAUGGAAUCAGCUGGAAGUUAACCAGAGCCUCUGAUGACUGCUCUGUAACUGUCUAUGAAAAAAAUGACGUUGACUAUUUGACCGUGAUCUUAUCGUGAUCUUAUCAUAAGUAUCGUGUGAGCAACUGGUUUCAGCAUAUCACCUGUAAAUAAUACAGAGCUGUUGAACUAAUGUACAAAUGCACAGUAUUUACCUUUCACUGUGUUUCCACUGAAAAGGCUGGUGUCAGCAAAGGUCCCCUCAUCUGUGGACAUGUGAUUGAGGACCACAACAAAAGACGAGGUUACUGUGUUUGCUGUUGGCGGGUCUUUUUGUGGAGAGGGACAAUGGACCCUGAGGUGUCUGUGCUGCUGCACUGUGCACACUGGGGAGGGCUGCUGGAGUCUCAAGUACAAGUGGAGCUUUCUGAAAGAUUUAACAGGCAGACGGAUCCAGCUCUGGAGUGUCACAUAGAGGAACUGUGGACGCAGCGCGUGUCCAAGGAGCCAUGGCUUUUCAAUGGGUCCAAAUUCAGGCUCCACUCUUUUUGCUUGGCCUCUACAAAACAACCACCCUCCGCUAAUUCACCACGUGUCCCUUUUUUGGACUGUGCGGGGGACCAGGACACACGAAGACAAAAGGAUUUGUGUGACGCCAACGGGUGCACAAAUCAGACAGAAAAAAAUGGUUUUGGUAAAAUGUCACGUGCUUCCUCCAAUGGAGACACUGCAUCUGAGCAGCCUUCUGGGCCUCUCCUCACUCUGAGACUGGGCCUUACCUGCUACAAGGACUACCUGGGAACAAACUGGUCGUGUCGAGUGGCUGAGCUCCGUCAGCGUGGCGAGGUGGAGCUCGGUGAUCCUCUGGCACUGCUGGCGCAGCCUCUGGGUGUGGGUGGAGUUCUGUGUACACAAGACGGUCAAGUGGUGUUGAUCAGGAGGAGCCAGAGAGUGGCGGAGGCAGGGGGGCUUAUUGACUGUCCCGGGGGCCACCCGGAGCCCAAGGUGGUGUGCGAGCGCCUGGGCCAGGCAGUGUGUGAGGGGCAGAUCAGUGUGACCAUGAUGCAGCAGAGGACGGAGGCUGUCGUCUGCGAACUGUUCUCCUCGGUCUGUGCAGAGAUCAGAGACGAGGUGAAUAUUCCUCUGACCUCCCUUGGAGCACCCGUCCUGAUGGGCGUCGCUCUGAAUCACACCAGCGCUGAAAGACCAAGUGCUGAGUUCUACGUCAGCUGCUCCCUGACGUCUGAUGAAGUAAGAAAGUUGUACUGGAAAGGAGGAGCAGAGGCCCAUGAGUCCACAGACAUCGUCUUCCUCAGCAGAACGGAGGCGCUGCAGCUGGACAGAAGCAGCCCUCUGUGGUCGGAGCUGUGUCCUUCAGCUAAAGGAGCCUUGCUGCUUUAUCAGAUCGUGAAACCUGACGGAGAACCAGAGCAGAGCGGACGAGGCGACGCUGGGCCGAGCGGAACACAAAAUGGAUCCAGAUGAUCAGAUGUUCACAGAGGAAAGAGUUUGAGUAUUUAUUUACUUUAAACACUCAUUUAAUGAAAGUGUGCAAACAGCUGUUUAUUUCCCAUCAUUUGUAAAUUACAUAUAAAGGUUAAGACUGUAAAAAGUGACCAAAACCUGAUUAUCUCUCAUUAGUCCAAACUGGGAGAGCAGCAGAUGUAGCACGUGGUUCAAGAUAAAUGUCACUAGUAGCAUCGUGUUAAUCACAGAUUGUGCGUUUCUUCACCAGUAGCUCUCAUAUCCACUGGAACCAAAGUCUCUGUUGUAGUAGGAGCUCUGGUCCUGAUAAGGUGCGUUCCACUGAAAUGUGAAUAAAAAAUGACAUGAAAUUAAAUCAAAAGUUAAAUACAACUUUAUCUGAUUAAAAAUGUGGUAAAUCUGACCCGACUGCUCAGAGCUACUUGUGUUCACCUCAAACCAGACCGGAAUAAAUAAAAAAAAGAAUUGUAAUUUUUCACACUUCAGUAACGGUCAAUAACAUGGUCAGUCAAAUGAGACGUUACACUUGUUGUAGAGCUGUGACUCUACAACAAUAGCUGAACAUUCAUUUAUCUUAAAGCAAGGUUAAGAAACCUUCAAUGUGUGUGAUAUCUGUUAUGUUUGUUCAUAGUUUAUGGUUGACUUAAUCUGUCUGUUUUGAUUUUAUAUCCUCUUCUAAAAGCACUGAGUUUAGUGCUGGUGCUGGACAACACCUUUUCUAUAAAGACAAUAUUUGUGCAACAUGACACAUCUUAAAAAGUGCCUUACAUGGGAGUGUACUGUAUUAUUAUUUUUCUAGGGACCUUGGAAACUAUAUUGUACUUUCUCUGUUGUUUCAAGUUAAUAAAAACAGAUUAAUGGCACUCACGUA
Mugil cephalus (flathead mullet) is the source of this 2470-nucleotide messenger RNA. RefSeq names its product nudix (nucleoside diphosphate linked moiety X)-type motif 22 (gene nudt22). NCBI's taxonomy places the organism in Eukaryota, Metazoa, Chordata, Actinopteri, Mugiliformes, Mugilidae. The record is from RefSeq and is a predicted model, not a curated record. Bases 307 to 1599 code for a protein of 430 amino acids. Gene Ontology annotation, molecular function: GDP-mannose hydrolase activity. The transcript has 7 exons.